Molecule: messenger RNA, 1053 nt
Organism: Sclerotinia sclerotiorum 1980 UF-70
Lineage: Eukaryota; Fungi; Ascomycota; Leotiomycetes; Helotiales; Sclerotiniaceae
Exons: 4
Coding region: 1-1053 (350 amino acids)
Source: RefSeq, a predicted model, not a curated record
AUGGCUACGAGUGCUGUUGAUGUUGCGGAUCUUCCCCACGAUAGCCGUCAGAGCCAGGCAUUCGCUUUAACUUUCGUAUUUCCUAUUAUCGCUACGAUUGCGCUCGCUUUGAGGUUGUAUAGUAGAUCUUUGACCAGAUCCUUUGCUGCAGAUGACUGGGUCAUUUGCUUUGCGAUGACGGAACUUCUCUAUAAUCCCAUUUUGGCCCUCGUAAAGACCUCCAUCCUCCUCUUCCUCCUUCGCCUCACCGGACAAAAGACUGAUGUCAGACUAUCGAUCAUUGGUCUCUUGAUAUUCAAUGGUAUCAUGAUGGUUGUGACGUUUCUGCUCACGACUUUUCACUGCGUCCCCAUUGCAGCAAAUUGGUAUCCUGAGCUGUACCCUGAUGCUGUCUGCAUGAAUUUCGCGAACUUUGUUACCGGCACAGCCAGUGUCAGCGUUUUGACCGAUGUGUUGGCUUUGUGGAUGCCAACCUGGAUUGUCUAUAAUUUGCAGAUUCCGCGAAGUCAAAAGAUAAUGCUUGUUGCUAUCUUGUCAUUUGGUCUGGUGACUGUCAUAAUUGGCAUAAUCCGCAUUGUCCUUCUCGAUACGUUCGAUCGAAAUCCACCUGCGGAUCUCACGUACUCCAUUUUAUUCUGUGUUUCAACCAUCGAAGUCGGCUUAUCAUUCGUUUGCGCUUGCGCACCAGCACUUAAACCUAUCAUCGUGCGCAUUAUCCCUAAAAUAUUUGGAGAAAGUAGUCGUUCACGUAGCGCCAAAAGAUCUACUGAAGGGAAUGGACAGGGACGGACAGGUCGGCGCCCGGAAGGUUACGAAAUGAGCAGGAGGACGGCGCAUACAGAGAUUGAGGUCGGUGAUAUAGGGGGAGAUUAUGAUAAGAUGAGCGAUAUCACUGAUGCGGAGAGUGGCAAGGGAAAGGUAGACGGGACACACAAAGGUCAGAUGAAUAUUGCAGUAAGGACAGAAACUGAGGUGAGGUGGCAUGAUAACGUAUCUGUAAGCAACGGGAAGCCAGUUAGAAAAAGCGGUAGUAGCACCGAAAGUCUCGUAUGA